UAAUACUCAAAAUAAAAGAAGCCUGAAAAUUAUCAGUUGGCACCGCAACCUCCGAAAAUCCAAAAUUGUCUCUAUCUAUCUGGUCAGCUCCGAAAACCAAACUCUCUCUCUCUCUCUCUCUCUCAAACCCAUUUCUGCUUCCAUUUCCAAUCCCAUAACUUCAUUUCCUUAAUCCAAUCACCAAAAACCCAAAACCAUAAACUGCGGCGCGAUCCAUCGGAUUCCUCAAUCACAGCCGUCCAUCGAAAAUCCUCAGGUUUGGUUUCUGAUUUUCUCUCAUGAUUCGCUGAGUGUUUCCCGAUGAUCAAUGGGGAGGAAACUCGGGGGACCCAAUCUCUAGUCCCCUCUCCUCCUCCUCCACCACCGCCGCAACCGCCGUCCGAUCGUCCCAAAUCGGACGGCGGUGGCGGUGGUGGCGACGGUGGCGUCGAUGCGGGUGAGUUAGCUCUUGCUAUCUCGCCCGCAUCGGCGUCGCCGUCGUCGCAGUACUCGUCGUGCGGCGGUGAGUCCGAGUUCGACCGCUAUUGCAGCGCGAACUCGGCCAUGGGCACGCCUAGUAUUUCCAGUAGCACGAUCACCAAUUUUUAUGAUUUUACAGACUCUGAAUUGUUCACGAGAAAUUUAGGGUUUUCCGGGGAUGAUGGUGGUGGUGGUGGAUUGGAGGGUUUUAGUUUGGGAGGGAAAUUCGAUUCGAAUCAAAAUAGAAACGUUGAUUUUCGACGAGAAAUGAUUGGGGAUGAUGGGGUUAGUAGGUUGGAAUUGUAUGAUAAUAAGGGACUUGGACUUGAUGAUGAUUCGGGUAAGGAAGAAGGGUCUAUGGGGUCGAGAGAGGAUGGGGAGUUUGGAGUAAUGAGGGGUCAGGAUGUGGAUGUGGAUGUGGAAGUGGGAGAGAGUGGAGUUGGGGAAGGUUCUUCGAAUAGGGUAGUUGGCGAAGAGGGUGGUGGUUUAUUUGAUGGGAUGAAGGUGGAAUUUGGUUUCGAGGGUGGUGGAAAGGAGAGGGAGAGAGGGGAAGGAGAAGAGGAUGGGGACUCGUCGAGGUAUGAGCAUUCAGAAGGUGAAGAUUCGAUGUAUAAUUAUGGUUCGGAUGGUGAGUGUAGGGAUCAAUUUCAUGUUCAGAGAAAUGUGAGUUAUGGCCGGGAAAAAAAAGUGGAGAACGAAAAUCCGUUGCUUAUUAACUCGUCUGUGGCGUUUGGUUCGGAUGAUUGGGAUGAUUUUGAGCAAGAAACGGAGGGAAGUGGUAUGCUGGCUUCUCUGACAUUGGAUCCGUUCCAGGAACAGAAAGAAAAGGAUAGUGAAACUGAGGGAAACCUUCUGAAUUCAAAUUCUGAGAUUACACAUGGGAUUCCUUCUGCUGGUCAGAUUGACCAAGGACAAGUUGUGACAGAAAUGUCUUUGGUGGGAAAACUAAUUGAAGGGGAUUAUGAAUUGGGUGAUGAUAUUGAUGGGUGUUCUGUGACCCCAACUGGUAUUUCAAGUUUGGCAGAACCAAAGCGGAUGGAAGUUGUGAGAAGCAUUCCUGAAGCCAGUUAUCAAGUUCUAGGUGGUGAUGAAUUGGCAGAACAUACUGAAAGUGCUUCCAUAAUUCCAAUUGGGUUUUUGAAUGUCAAUGAAUCAGGGCAGCAACAUGUGAGAGACACUACCGUUACCGACAAUCAAGUUCGAGAUUCUGAAAAACCAGAAAGUUCUGUUAGCAAUCUCUUUCAAAUGGAGCUGGAAGAGCUUGCUGAAGGACUACCUCUGGACAUGGAUUUGAACACUGUGGAUAGUGGCAUGGAAAGGGAGCAUCAGCGUGUAAAUACUGAAGAAGUUAUUGGCACUGCUAAAAGUAGAGAUUUAUCAAAUCAAGAUGUGGGGAAAUCAAAAAUAAAAUUUGACCUCCUUGAUGUUACAGUUAAUCAAUCUUCCUCCCCUUCAACUGUUUCUCCAGAAACCACAAAUCUCAAAUUAUUUGAUGAUCGUGAAACAAUGUCAUCUCCAUCUGUUUUUGAAAAUAAGAUGAGGAUAGUUUCAAACAAUUCUUCUGUUUCAGCAGUUCUCUCUGAAGACGCUGUAUCACUUCAGACGGAGAAUCUUGAUAUAAAUGAAUUCUACGAUGAGGUUGUUCAUGACAUGGAAGAAAUUUUGCUUGAAUCUUGUGAGACUCCCAGGACUAGGUUCUCUCAGGAUAAUAGAAUGUUUCAGUCGCAGCUGUCUCUACCUGUAAGAGAUGGUGGGUCAACUGCUUCUACUUCUGGUACAGAUGACGCUUUUCCUCUCAUUCAACACCCGCUUAGAAUUGAUGGGAUUGAAGUAGUUGGUGCGAGACAGAAGAAGGGGAAUGUCUCCUUUAGUGAAAGACUGGUUGGAGUGAAGGAAUACACUGUGUAUAAAAUGAGAGUGUGGGGCGGCAAGGAUCAAUGGGAGGUUGAACGACGAUAUCGUGAUUUUUACACUCUAUAUCGUCGGUUGAAAACUAUAUUUGCCGACCAAGGCUGGAUUCUACCUACCCCCUGGUUCUCUGUUGAAAAGGAAUCCAGAAAGAUAUUUGGAAAUGUAUCUCCUGAUGUUAUUGCAGAGAGAAGUGUUUUGAUUCAAGAGUGUUUACGUUCAAUUCUCCAUUCCAGAUUCUUUUCCAGUAUCCCAACUCCAUUGAUUUGGUUUUUGUCCCCUCAAGAUUCAUUUCCUAGUUCUCCUAUGUCAAAGACACCGGUGUCUCAGCCAACCUCUUUUGCUAGAGUGGCAGAUACAGAAAAUGUUUCCAAUUUAGGGAAGACUAUAUCACUUGUUGUUGAACUUCACCCUUACAAAUCUAUGAAACAGAUGCUAGAAGCACAGCAUUAUACUUGUGCUGGAUGCCACAAACAUUUUGAUGAUGGAAAGACUAUGAUGCAAGACUUUGUACAGACAUUUGGUUGGGGUAAGCCUCGACUUUGUGAAUACACUGGUCAAUUAUAUUGUUCUUCAUGCCAUACAAAUGAAACUGCAGUCUUGCCAGCAAGAGUUUUGCAUCAAUGGGAUUUUACUCAAUAUUUAGUUUCUCAGAUGGCUAAAUCAUAUCUGGAUUCUAUACAUGACCAGCCCAUGCUUUGUGUUAGUGCAGUUAAUCCUUUCCUAUUUUCAAAGGUCCCAGCCCUGCUUCAUGUCAUGGGUAUCAGGAAAAAAAUAGGGACCAUGCUUCCAUAUGUUCACUGCCCAUUUCGUAGGACCAUCAACAAAGGACUUGGGUCUCGAAGAUAUCUUCUUGAAAGCAAUGAUUUUUUUGCACUUAGAGACCUCAUUGAUCUUUCCAAAGGGCCUUUUGCAGCACUACCUGUGAUGGUGGAAACCGUAUCUAGGAAAAUACUGGAGCAUAUUACAGAGCAAUGCCUCAUAUGCUGUGAUGUGGGAGUCCCCUGCAGUGCUCGACAAGCUUGUAAUGACCCUUCUGCUCUCAUUUUCCCUUUUCAGGAAGGUGAGGUUGAAAAGUGUAGAUCUUGUGAAGCCUUAUUCCAUAAAGCUUGCUUCAGAAAGAUCAUAAACUGCCCUUGUGGGGCACAGCUUAGGCCAGAAGAGAGGGUAGAUAAUGGGGCUGGUGGUGAGGUUAAUAGAACUUUGGGGAGGAGAUCUGGUUCUGGGCUGUCUGUAGGACUGCUCUCUGGACUGUUUACAAGGGCAAAGCCGGAAAAGACAGAGCCGAAAGAUGGGGACAAUGUUAUAUUAAUGGGUUCCUUGCCAAGCACUUCUCUAUGAUACCUAUACAUGCAUUUGUAUCAUUUUUGUUCGUUCUUGAUCUGAAAAUAUUGAAUUUCAUUUGUUGUACUUUGUACCUAUGGUCACCAAUAAUGAGAAUCGGCCAAGCCAUUAUAUUGUUGUGGGCUUGUAGCCAA
Quercus robur (English oak) is the source of this 3845-nucleotide messenger RNA. RefSeq lists its product as uncharacterized. Bases 301 to 3708 code for a protein of 1135 amino acids. The transcript has 5 exons. Gene Ontology annotation, molecular function: phosphatidylinositol phosphate binding. Lineage: Eukaryota; Viridiplantae; Streptophyta; Magnoliopsida; Fagales; Fagaceae. Gene Ontology annotation, cellular component: intracellular membrane-bounded organelle. The record is from RefSeq and is a predicted model, not a curated record.